Messenger RNA from Saccharomycodes ludwigii, 2676 nucleotides. RefSeq names its product putative carboxylic ester hydrolase (gene DDL1). Lineage: Eukaryota; Fungi; Ascomycota; Saccharomycetes; Saccharomycodales; Saccharomycodaceae. The record is from RefSeq and is a predicted model, not a curated record. Gene Ontology annotation, cellular component: cytoplasm. The coding region runs from base 1 to 2676 and encodes 891 amino acids. The transcript has a single exon. Gene Ontology annotation, molecular function: glycerophospholipase activity; metal ion binding.
AUGCUGAUUCAAUUUAAGGAUAUAAGUACUAUCACUGUUUUAUCACACAAAGGUAAAGCCAUUGACAGACUUGCUAUACGCAGAUGGAAAUGCACCACUACAGUUAAUGAAAAAAAACAAGAAACUAGAUUUAAAGUGAACUGGUAUUAUGCCAUAGAUAAACCUAAAAAUAAAAUUGUUACAAAUUCAACAAAGUUAAACGAUGAAAAUUUACCCAGAAAGUUUAAAAUGUUUACUAAAUUCGACUCUGGUUUAUUGGAGAAAAGUUAUCUGAAUUAUAUCCAAAAAUUUAAUAAUAGUGAUUUCAAAAAAAAUGUUUCAGUCCAUUCUGAGGAGAACAUCAACAAUAAUAUAUCAAACAGUAUUGAAGGCUAUGGCAAUGACAAUAGUAAUUCAACAUAUAUGCCAGAUUUAUCUUUUGGUGCACAAGAACCAAAUGAUGAGCUCAAAGUACUAGUAAAUGAAGACAAUCUUUUUUUGGUAGAUAUUCAUAAUUGGGAACUUAAACCCGUUUAUUGGGAUGGCCCAAGUUAUGAAGUCAGAAGAGGGUUAUGGUUUAAAAAUGACGAGUACCCAAUUAAUGCCAAGUCGAUGAUUCAGAUUGAAUCGCAUUACCAGCAUUAUCUGCUGAAAAGAUCAAAGGAGAAUGUUAAUAGUGAUACAGACAACCAGUUUUAUCCUGUUUAUUUAAAUUUGAAAUAUUCAAGUGAUUAUUUAAUUAGUAAAAGCAAUUUGCCAUAUAGCAAUUUAACAGAACAAGGCUUCAAAUCUUCAGAAAAGUUUAGCAAGAAAGAGCAGCAAUUAAUGGACCGGAAUAAAGAUUUAAUUAUUAUGGAGCCUAAAAACGAUAAACCGACUCAUUAUGUGGUAUUCCUUGAUGACUUAAACACUGCAUAUUUAAUUCCAUCUUCUCAAAAAGAUUUAUUUAAAGCACGGAUUCCUUUUAAUUUAUUAAAAUCUGGAUUGAUUAAUGUCGGUAUAACUAAAAUGCAAAGAGUGAAAAAGCCUUUAUUGGGUGGUAGCGCUGCUAGUACUGGAGAUAAUAUUUUUUCUUCAUCUUCUUUCACCAAUAAAAUGGAUAGUAUCUCUGAUUUAAUAUCCUCUCAGAUUACAAAAGAUUGGACAAAUGCUUUGUUAAGGACUACAUCUGUAACAUCAUCUAUAGGUAAAAAUUAUGGGCUAUUGACAAAAGAGCAAAAGGAAAAACAAAAAGAAGAAGAAGAAGAAGAAGAAGAAAAAGAAGCAAAUAAAGAGAUAGAACUGAUGAACACGCAAAUGGAGCAUGAUUACGAAAGCGGAAAAAAUGAUAGAUACGAUGAUGGGAGCAGCAGCAGCAGCAGCAGCAGCAGCGCUGGCACGACGUGUACUCAAAAUAGAACUAUUGAUCAUCUAUGUUUUUGUGUUCAUGGGAUCGGGCAGACGUUGGGAAAGAAGUAUCAGUAUGUUAAUUUUGCACAUACGGUAAACUUACUAAGGAAGAAUAUGAAACAAAUAUAUUCCACCAAUGAAGCUUUGCAAAAAAUAAACCGUGAGAAAGAUUUUGCAGAUUAUAAGGAAAAUUGCCGUGUUCAAGUGUUACCUAUAAGCUGGAGACAAAAUAUUGGAUUUGAUACUAGCUCUGAAAAAAAUCUAAUCUAUAAAGAAUUACCAUCUUUAAAGAAUAUCACUGUGGAUGGUAUAAAACCCCUUAGGAAAAUUCUGGGCGAUGUAGGGUUGGAUAUUUUGCUUUAUGAAGAACUACAUUAUAGGAAGAAAAUUUUGUAUCAAGUUACAAACCAGUUAAAUAACACAUUUAAAAUGUUUAAAAAGUAUAAUCCAGAUUUUAAUGGGAAAGUUAGUAUCAUAGGUCAUUCUUUGGGUAGUCUUAUUGUUUUUGAUAUAUUAUCUGACAAGAACAAUAACACAAAAUACAGAUUAGAUUUUGAUGUUGAUAAUUUUUUUGCGAUAGGUUCACCAAUUGGUGUUUUUAAGUUGAUCCAGAGAAUUAAAAUAGGCAACACAGAUGCCGACGAUGGUUCAAAUAUCAAGAAACAUUUUGAUGAAUAUUAUGGUUAUAACACCGAAGAUGUUAGUACUAGUACCUUAGUUCCUCAUGAGACACCCACCUGCAGGAAUUUCUAUAAUAUAUUUCAUUUGUGUGAUCCAAUAGCGUAUCGUGUGGAACCGUUGAUUGAUAUUAGGAUGAGCUAUAUAGAACAGGAAUUUAUAAAAUCUUCAAGCACAUACCAAUUGGCAGCCAAAAUGUUAAAGCAGAUAAGCGAUACAAAUAUUAUUGGUGCUGUUAGUGAGAACGCAAAAAGUGUUACUGGAAUUGCCAAGGCCUCUGGUGUUAACAAAAGCAAUGACCGUACAAAGGAUUUAGGUGCUUUGAAUACUAGUCAUGAAGAUGAUGAUAGGGACUCUAAAUUUCGUAAGAUCGGUGUUAAAAUCAAUGAUGAAACAGGCGAUUUGGAACUUGAACCAUAUUUAUUGGCGAAGCUUUUAAAAUUGAAUUCUACGGGAAGAAUCGAUUACAGUUUUAAACCUGGAUUUUUAGAUGUUGACUUAAUUAAUGCUAUCAAAUCACAUGUGAGUUACUUUGAAGAUUUAGAUGUGGCUGGUUUUUUGUUAAGGGAGAUGUUGGAUAGUAAAAGUACAAAAGUUAAAAACAAAAAGGUUAAGAUAUUUGAUUUAUAG